This is a messenger RNA of Arabidopsis thaliana (thale cress), 675 nucleotides long. RefSeq names its product Ubiquitin-specific protease family C19-related protein. The record is from RefSeq and is marked reviewed. The transcript has 2 exons. NCBI's taxonomy places the organism in Eukaryota, Viridiplantae, Streptophyta, Magnoliopsida, Brassicales, Brassicaceae. Bases 1 to 675 code for a protein of 224 amino acids.
AUGAAAUGUAACAAUGUCAUAGUUUCCGAAGCGGAUACUGAUGAUACCGCGAAAGAAGAUCUGUUUGAGGAUGGUACAGUUGAAGAGUAUCCGGAUGAUGAUGAUGCUUCAUCUCUCCACCAAUGGAAGUCCAUGGUGUACACCUCGAAGACAGUAGAAAAUUUUGGUACAGAGUGUAACAAUAAGGAAUCUUUUUAUGAGUCGUGGUGGAUUAGUGAUUUUCUGGAAACCAUUGAUGUCAAUGGUUUUCAGGUUCUUGCUUCACAAGUACAAUCAGUGAGCCAAAUCUUCAAAAGACACCCGGACACAGCAAUAGGUUUCCGUCCUAAGAACCAACAGAUCAGAAAAGCAUACAUGGAUGCACUUCUUAGUCUCAUUGAGACAUUGUGCCAGUCUCCAGAUAAGCUCUCUGAUGAUGAUCUGAGUAAUGCUGAUGAGACACUUGUCGAUCUGAUUGAUGUUGGCUUUAAAUUGGAUUGGCUGAAGACGAAGCUGAAUGAUGUCUCUGAAAAGAAGAAGUUGGGGGAGAGUAGUGUGGUCCGGCUAGAAACAAUGGAAGAACAGUUGCAGAAGCUGAAGCACAUGGUCUUGGAUCUUGAAUCUCAGAUGCAGAAGGAAAAAGAGAAGGUGUUGGCUGCAAGAGCUCCUCUAUCGUUCAAAGAUAUUUUUUACUGA